AUGAAUAUAAAUAAGAAGCUCGACCGUGUUAAGCAAUGGGCCGGCGAGAAGAUGGGCGCUGAGGCAAAAACGAAUGUAUCCGAUCAAUUUAAGGGCUUGGAGUGUGAAAUGAACCUCCGACACGAUGGAAUGGAAAAGCUUCACAAGUCAAUGACAAUUUACGUCAAAAACCUCUCGACCCGCAAUGAAGGAGACGAUAAAGAGAAGAAGCUACCUGUCGGAUACUUGGGGCAGGCCAUGAUUCAGCACGGCGAGGAAUUUGAACCUGACUCUGAAUUUGGAAAUUGUUUAAUCAGCAUGGGUCGUACUAAUGAACGAAUCGCAAGGUUUCAGGAAAGUUUCAUAUCUAGUGCGACAACAGGAUGGCUUGAGAGUCUCGAACGCUCUCUGGCCAUGAUGAAAGAGUAUCAGCAGACGGCACGAAAAAAACUAGAGAACCGCCGGCUUGCAUAUGAUGCCUCACUUUCAAAGAUGCAGAAAUCAAAAAAGGAAGACUUUCGUGUUGAGGAAGAGCUACGAUCUCAAAAGGCCAAGUACGAAGAAUCGAGUGAAGAUGUAAUGAGGCGCAUGCAGGACAUUAAAGAAGCAGAAGCCGAUAGCCUAGUUGACCUUGGGCAAUUUGUCGAUGCCGAGCUAGAAUAUUAUGAUAGAUGUCGCGAUGAACUGCUUAGAUUAAAAAGAGAUUGGCCUUCAGGGCAAUCACCCUCCACACCACGAGACUCUAGAAGACCAGCGCCGAGAUCGCGUUCUAACACAACAACUGCGCAUGUUUACAGCGAACGCCAUGCAAAUCAUGAUGAACAACCAUCGACACCUGAGCCUGAACCCCGUCCGUCUAUCCGGUCGCGUGGACGCGUUUCAUCUGCCUCCCGCCAAGACAAUCCGCGACUAAAUCACAAUGAUGAAUUUCUUUCUGCUGAAGAGAACUUGAAACCCCAAGGUGGUCGCCCUAGUCUCUACAAUAGCGCAUCUACCAACUCGCACCGCGAAUCUACACCACUGUCAGGUCUUCGGCAAAAUUCAGACGUGGCAGCACUCCGUGCAGGACUUCGUCCUACCAGUCGUACUAAUACUGACCGCCAGGACGUUUUCGGCGAUCCUUCUGAUGAGUCAGCUACACAAAAUUAUAGUCCCGAACGAUCACACAGGGAGAGAUCCGUCAGUCCUGCGACCUCACAUGAUAGUGUUGCGAGUAAAUCACAUAAUAUAAAUUAUAUGACAAGAAGUAACACAAUCAGUGGCCGCAAGGGGCCUCCUCCGCCACCUCCUAAUAGAGCUAAGAAGCCACCUCCACCACCUCCGACGAAGAGGGCAGAUAUUUUUGUUUCUAGUCAACGACAUUAG
Messenger RNA from Blumeria graminis f. sp. triticale, 1344 nucleotides. NCBI's taxonomy places the organism in Eukaryota, Fungi, Ascomycota, Leotiomycetes, Helotiales, Erysiphaceae. The record is from the annotation of a GenBank genome assembly.